CUGCAUGGCUCUGAAUUGGUUAAAUGCCUCAUCUUGAGGGGAUGAUGAAAUUCUGCCCCUAGCAACGGUCGCGUCUCUACGGCAACAUCCUCCGAUGCCGUCUCUCUGCUGAUGUUACCGUGACUUUCAUCUGUUGCCGGUGACAGAGGGGCGAAAAAACACCGUUUCACUCGGAUGAACUGAUGAUUCUGAAGGAUGGUGUGUUGUUAUGGGUGAAGUGCGAGCGCAGCAGGUGGUGUCUCGCGACUUGAGCGCCUAAAGUUGGAGUGGACACAGGGAAACUUGGAAACGAGGAUCCCUACGUCCUUCUCAUCAUCACCAUCAUCAUCAUCAUCAUCAACCGUGCGCCAUUCUGGGUCCUCUGCAGCGCCGUCCACAUCUGGAGCGGUUUUAUUUGCACCUGCCGGCUCUCAUCCAGCGGCGCGUGUGCCUGAAUGGAUCCCGCAGUGCUCAUCUUCCUGCUGUACAUGAUGAUCGCGCACGAGCUGGUCUGCGGCUGGAUGCAGUACCGGAGACAGAGCGCGAAGCCCCGCAAACCGGCUGCUGGACUUCUACUUGGCUCAAGAACCCGGGUGUGUCAGGCAGCUUGGAGGGAAAGCAGCCAGUCGGUCAGGAGGGACCCGAGGAAGAGUGGCCGCAUUGUGAGAAAAGCCUAAUGAAGACAGAAGACAUGUGCAUAUGGACACUUGUUGAAGAAUAGUGACUAUACAGGGUGGACCUGAUCCAGUUCACCUUGCCUUUCCUUUAAAUUGCACAAAAAGGAUCGCUGUGGAGUAACAAAGAAGUAAAAUGCUUGCUUGAAAUUUCAGCUGAUGGAAACACAGACAACUGGGUACUACACACAAACACUCUAAGAUUUAUGGAAGUAUUCAUCAGUAUUUACAUUUGUGUGAAACAGAAACAAAUGUCGCCCAGUUUAUGACACAUGGUUGUUUCUUGCUUGUUCUUCUUCUUGGCGGAUUGCAAACCAACUAUGUACAUACUGUCACCUACUGUAUCAGACUGUGUACAUAUGCCAGUAUGCUGGGGCACGGAAUGAUGUUGCUAAUGUGAAGGCAGACCUGCGAGAGGGAAUAGCCUAUCCUCCUCUGCACACCUUUUGCCACCACCAGCAAAAACUAAUGUACGAUGUGAGUCAAAGAUCCAAGGAGAACAUAUGAGGAGAGGAAUCAAGAAAACUUUUUACAGUAACUACAUUACAUAAAUAAAGCAGCAGAACACAGGCUCAAGGCUGAACAUUUAGUUUCCAUAAACAUGGCAGCAGUGUCACCCAGCUCUCACCUCAGCAAGGCCGUGCGCCAGCAGUACAUGAGCCUGCCCCAGGGAGAGACAUGCCAGGUCACCUACGUCUGGAUUGAUGGCACCGGAGAGGGACUUCGCAGUAAGACCCGAACCUUAUACAGUGAACCAAAAAGCAUAGAAGAUAUUCCUGAAUGGAACUUCGAUGGCUCAAGCACAUACCAGGCCGAAGGCUCCAACAGCGACAUGUACCUCAUUCCAGUCUGCAUGUUCAAGGAUCCAUUCACCCUCGACCCCAACAAACUGGUCUUCUGUGAGGUCCUCAAAUACAACCGCUUACCUGCAGAAACUAACCAUCGGUUAAGCUGCAGCAAAGUGAUGGAGGCCGUUAAAGAGCACUGUAUUUGGUUUGGCAUGGAGCAGGAGUACACACUUCUGGGAGUAGAUGGACAUCCUUUUGGCUGGCCUACAAAUGGAUAUCCAGCACCUCAAGGUCCUUACUACUGUGGGGUGGGGGCUAACAAUGCUUAUGGACGGGACAUUGUGGAGUGUCACUACAAGGCCUGCCUCUAUGCUGGAGUCAAAAUCUAUGGCACAAAUGCUGAAGUUAUGCCAUCUCAGUGGGAGUUCCAGGUGGGUCCCUGUGAGGGCAUUGAGAUGGGCGACCACCUGUGGGUUGCACGCUAUCUGUUGCACCGUGUGUGUGAAGAUUUUGGAGUUGUUGCGACACUGGACCCCAAACCAAUGGUGGGCAACUGGUGUGGUGCUGGUUGCCACACAAAUGUCAGCACCAAGGAGAUGAGGGAAAAGGGAGGACUGCAAUACAUUGAACAGGCCAUUGAGAAACUGAGCAAGAAACACGCCGAGCACAUCCGUGUUUAUGACCCACAUGGAGGCAAGGAUAACAUUAGACGUCUCACAGGUCUUCAUGAAACCUCCAGCAUCGAAGACUUCUCUGCUGGAGUGGCCAAUCGAGGCGCCAGCAUCCGCAUCCCUCGUCAGGUAGGCCAAGAAAAGAGGGGCUACUUCGAGGACCGUCGUCCUGCGGCGAACUGUGAUCCAUACACUGUGACAAGGUCCAUCGCAGCCACCUGUCUGCUGGACACAGACGAGGGAGAGAACAGCAAGUAGGGAAAAGAUAGAGCUUACUGUACUAGCUAUGUAGCAGUAUUAAAAAUUCACAUUUGUCGGAGCUGUACACUUGAAAACCUGACCAUGAAAAUGAAGAUGUUAAGACAUGCAGCUACUUCUCCAGUCUAUAGCUGUCUUUAGAGA
Molecule: messenger RNA, 2514 nt
Organism: Monopterus albus (swamp eel)
Lineage: Eukaryota; Metazoa; Chordata; Actinopteri; Synbranchiformes; Synbranchidae
Product: glutamine synthetase-like
Exons: 10
Coding region: 1255-2370 (371 amino acids)
Cellular component (GO): cytoplasm
Molecular function (GO): glutamine synthetase activity
Source: RefSeq, a predicted model, not a curated record